This is a messenger RNA of Abrus precatorius (Indian licorice), 1655 nucleotides long. RefSeq names its product organic cation/carnitine transporter 3-like. Gene Ontology annotation, molecular function: transmembrane transporter activity. NCBI's taxonomy places the organism in Eukaryota, Viridiplantae, Streptophyta, Magnoliopsida, Fabales, Fabaceae. The transcript is spliced from 2 exons. Gene Ontology annotation, cellular component: membrane. Gene Ontology annotation, biological process: transmembrane transport. The coding region runs from base 36 to 1586 and encodes 516 amino acids. The record is from RefSeq and is a predicted model, not a curated record.
AACCAUAACUCCAUUAAAUAAGAGUUUUGUUGUAUAUGGCAGAUUCAACCCCUCUUCUGAGUUCAAAGUCAGAGGCAGAAGAAGCACAGCCAGGAAAAGAAGACGAUCCUUCUCUGGCCUCCACCAUCGAAAUUUGCAUAGGCGAAUUCAAUUGGCACCAGUUCUUGCAAUCCGUUCUUGUCUCCUUCGCUUGGAUCUUCGAUGCUCAACAAACCUUCAUCACCGUCUUCACCGACGCGCAACCACCUUGGCGCUGCACCCAACAAGGCGCCACACCAUGCACCGCAGAUAGCAACAUAUGCAGCCUUCCGAGGGAUUCGUGGGCCUGGAAUGGGCCCUCAGAAGCCUCCAUUGUUUCAGAGUGGGCCUUGGAGUGUGAGAAUUCCAUCAUAACGGGCCUCCCUGCUUCGUUUUUCUUUGUUGGGUGCUUAGUGGGUGGGCUUCUGCUGGCCACGCUUGCUGACUCAUCGCUUGGGCGCAAGAACAUGCUCCUUUACUCAUGUCUCAUGAUGUCUCUCUCUUCCUUCCUCGUCACCUUCUCUACCAAUGUUUGGAUCUACUCAGCUCUCAAGUUUCUAAUUGGAUUUAGCCGAGCCACCAUCGGAACCUCAGCUCUUGUGCUAGCUUCGGAGCUCGUUGGAAAACGCUGGCGUGGCCAGAUUAGUGCCAUUGGCUUCUUUUGUUUCACUGUAGGGUUCUUGUCCUUACCCGCCAUGGCAUACGCAAACAGGAAUUCUUCGUGGAGAAACCUCUAUCUGUGGACUUCUAUUUCAACCAUUUUCUAUUGCAUAUUGGUCAAGUUGUUAGUUAGUGAGUCCCCUAGAUGGCUUCUUGUGCGAGGAAUGAAAGAAGAAGCCGUGGCUACUUUAAAAUGCAUCACAUCAAUCACGCAAAGUAACCUGAAUUUGACCAUCAAUAGCAUGUCCCACAAGGAAGAAACUUGGAACGAGAAUUUCUUUUCGGCCCUCAAAAUUUUGAUGGAAAAGAAAUGGUCUUCAAGAAGAUUAUUAGCGAUUAUGGCCAUGGGAAUUGGCAUUGGAUUGGUCUAUUAUGGCAUGCCACUAGGCCUUGAAGUGUUAUCCUUCGACCUUUAUUUAAGUGUCACAUUCAAUGCCUUAUCUGAGGUGCCAUCAGCCUUGAUCACCUUCUUUCUUAUAGACAAGUUCAAUAGGAGAAGUGCACUCCUCUUUUUCACUAUCCUAAGUGGCAUUUUUAGUGUAAUGUCAAUCAUGGAAGGGAAGCUAUGGACCAAUUUGCAAAUUUGGUUUGAGUUAGUAUCCUUUUUCAGUGCUUGUGCUUCUUUUAACAUUUACUUAAUAUACACCACAGAGUUGUUCCCAACUUGUGUGAGGAAUUCAGCACUGUCAAUGGCAAGGUUAGCGGUGGUAUUUGGUGGCACGUUUAGUCCUUUGUUGGUGGGUGCUGGAAGAGGGAAUAAGUUCUUAUGCUAUGGGGUUUUUGGGUUGGUGAUAGGUUGUAGUGGGGUGUUUGGAAUAUUCCUGCCAGAGACAAAGGGGAGAGCACUGUGUGAUACAUUGGAUGAAGAAGAAAACAAAGAGAAAACAGCUUCUGAUAUAUUGGCUUAAUUAAAUUCACUUGUACCAUAUUAAGUUGAAAUAUUGUCAUUUAAACCCUGCGAGAAAAUUUGUUAUCUU